AUGUCAGACGGUUUACCACAACGAUGGACCCCGGGAGAGAAACGUCUUUGCUACUGUGAUUUACUUGAUGGGCUACCUCACCGUGUCUUGAGGAGCGUAUGGUUCCAGCACCGGCGUCAGCAGGCGUUGAGAAAUGAGCAGGAAGAGCCCAAUGCAAUCAAUUCUCCUAGCCCACAGGCAUCAAAUCACAUUGAUAUCAUUCAAUCUCAGCCUGAUAACCAGCAAGCUCUUGACCUACUGCUCAACUCACCAGUAUUCAUUGACAGAGGUAUCGAUGAUCAUGGACUAUCUGUGGGGGCUUCACCAGUAUUCAACGAUAAUAUGGGACCCUUGUUAGAAGACGACAGACCCAUGGGUAAUCCGCCACGACGCCGAGGACGUAGCGUACGCACCAUAAUUCAGAGAGAGCCUGCUCCUGCCAUGAGAAGACCUCUAGCACCGAGGGAUAAUGGUGAUCAUCGUGAUAACAUAUCGCCACCCCCAUCAAUACUUCGUAAUGAAUCUCCACAACAUAACAUACAAGAACACUCCCAAGAGCCACUGGAACCCAACACAUGUGUACAGGAGGAGGCCGAGUCUGUAAGGAUUAUGAGUCAAGAGCAUGCUUCGACCCAGUUGGUUGUGCCCGACUCCCAAAACAGUGGGAUAUACAACCGUGAAUGGUCAAUUACAGUUGAUCAGGCAUAUGGCCAUGGUGAGGAAGAAGUCAUACAAGAAACACAGCCAGACCCAGCGGAGCUUUCAGAAGACGAGGCAACACUGGAUCAUAUGUCUCCGGUUGAUAUAUAUGCAGCGGCUGACAACUCAGCAGAUGACCCAGGCAGUGAGCCAAGCUCUUCUGAUAGUAGUGAUGUGCCUGGUACCCCACCUACCCUUCCAAAUCACGAGAUGCCAGACGAAAACCUUCCAAAUCUGGACGAUGAGGUGGAGUCUCUACAUAUGUGGGAAAAUGACCCCGAUGACUCUGAGGAUCCAGAUGAUUCGAAUGACAGCAUUGACGAAGAAGACUUAGAAGACAGCGAGGAUGAAGACCCACAAAUACUGACAGACUUCCAAUAUAGUGCUAUUCCGAACAUCACACUCUCAGAACCGAUCUUGAAACAUAUAACAUUGAUGAAGGUCCGCAUGGACGGCAACGUAGCUAUGGACACCCACAAGCAAUACAUCAGGGCUGUGAAGGACUUUGUAGCAAUCUCGGAUGAAGCCACUGCCAGAAGAGAGCUGGGACUGAUUACAGAGAUCCACCACGUCCGAUACGAUGUUUGUCGAAAUAACUGCCUGUGUUUUGCCGAAUAUCCCAAUGCAACGAACUGUCCAAUCUGCAAGGCUGACAGGCUCGAUGCCAAAGGGAAGCCAUAUAAGACCUUUGAUUACAUCCCACUCAUACACCGUCUACUACUCAUGUAUAGUGACUCAGAAUAUGUCCGAACAAGUGUGGCUUACAAGUCGUCAUUUCCACCGGCGAACGAGAACGAGCGAGAGUCCACGAGAGAUUACUGGGACAGUCUCCUUUUCUCUACACUCAAAUCAACGAGAGAUAUAUGGACUGAUCACAGAGACAUUGGGCAAUAUGAUGUAUGGCCUUUACUCCUGGUUAACCUCAACAUUCCUCCAGCAGAGAGGGUUCUGAAGAAGAACCUGAUCCUGUGCGGGAUCAUACCAGGUCCCGGUAACCCCAAGGAUAUCAGCUCGUUCCUUAGGCCGUUGGUGGAUGAGUUUGUGACUCUGCAGGCUGGUGUCAAAGGGUGGGAUGGGCUGCGUAAGGAAGCAUUCCAGCUACGCGCUCAUAUUGCACUGAUCUCUGGCGACACGAUGGCUAUGGCCAAGCUAAUGAAGUGGACGGGACCAAACAGCUACCGCUACUGCAAGUUCUGUGCCAUCUACGGCAUCAGCGAAGGCCACAUAUACUGCCCACUCGAGCCCCCGCGGGACCGUGCUGCUGUACCGGAACAGGAGCCAUCGCAGGGAGAGCCAUCAUCUGGACAGGCACAGCCAGGCCCCUCAUCCAACAAGCGGAAGCGCAAGCCUAGGGCAGCAAAAAAGAGCGGCCACUACCCAGAAAAGUCUUGGGAUCCACGCACAUUGCCGGUGUGGACUGAUGAAGAGAUGAGGCAGACCCAUAAGGCCGUAGAGGAUAAGAACAUCGCUUGGGGUAAGCUCAUGGGCACUAAUGGGGAGCCAAUAUUCAGUUGCUUGAAAUCUAUCGUGUACCCUUGGUGUUUCACGCCUGAUGUGAUGCACCUGCUCGACGAGAACACACCCCGGCUUUAUCUUGCCCACUGGAUGGGCAUAUACCGGGACAAGGAAACCACUGCUUUGUUCAAAAGACAGGGGAUGGAGGAUGAUAGAGACUUUAAUAAUUCACAAGCACGUUCUAACGCGAAUAUAGACUCUCAGGAGCACGAUGAACUAUUGCAACAGGGUUCGCAGGCCGGUUCCCAAUCCCACUCGCAGGCAAUACCCAGAAGUCAAAGUGACGUCCAGUCCCAGUCGCAGGCAGGAUCCUUAAAACAGAGGCUGCUUCGGGGCAGAUGGGUGGUGAGCUUCAAUGCCGCCGCUGAUGAUCACAGUGAAUCAUAUAUCCUUCCAAAGAAGGCUUGGGACAGGAUCGGUGCAGAGAUCGCAGAUUCGAGAGCGUCUAUCCCGACGGCGUUUGGCAAAGCAUUUAGGGACAUCAAGUACCAUGCAAGUUAUAAAGCGACAGAGCUCAUGAACUUCAUGCACCUAAUAUCCCCAAUCGUGCUGAAUCAACGACUUCCGGCUGAAUACUAUGAGCACUGGCACCACUUUGUCCUCGCAACAGAGAAGUCUCGUCACUACAAGCUAACGAUGGCCGAUAUCGAUGAGAUGGAGGAGGAUAUGAUACGGGUCGUGACUGACUACGAGCGGCUGUACUACCAGUAUAAGACAGCAAGGAUAUCAAGCUGCACGACCCAGGUGCAUGGUGUUCUUCAUUUAUCCACCGCAAUGAAGGUUUGCGGGCCGAACCCCAUCUACCACCAGUAUCCCAUGGAGAGGACUGUGUGCACAAUCAAAGCAAUGUGCCAUAGUCGCUCAGCCGCGAACCGCAAUCUAUCGCUGCAGCUCUUGGAGCGUGAGAGAAUCAAACACUUGCCGUUCAUCGCCAUUCUUCCGGAAGGCUUCAAUGACAUGGAAGACAAACGAUUGUUUGGCUUUGCGGAGAAGGACAAAGUGGCGUACCCUGUGCAGUACCCAGACUGCUUGCUGAUGGGACCAAAGGAGAAACGGAGGCUCAACCAGUACGAAAGGGCAAGUCUUCGGCAGUUUAUUGCUGAAAAGCUGGGCGUCCCAGUUCGUGCAGUGGACAGCACGGCCCUGCUGUCUGAUAUCAUGGUGCUUUGGGGCAGGGCCAUCGCAGGGAGAAUCCUGAACCAUGCAAGUGAAUACGAAGUCGUGGGCUCCAAGAUAUCCAACUCCAAGACUGGGGUAGCAACCAACAGGCGCAAUGACUCCUGGGUCCGCUACAUACUGUCAGAUGAGAAUGACAACGAUACAUCAUACUUUGGAAGGGUCAUGCAUUACCUGCAGUACGUGGUGUCCGAGAUACCCAAUUCUGCUGAACUGGGCCGAGAUGGAACUGGGGAGCCUGUUCAUCAGGAACCCGAGCCUUACAUGCUUGCGUACAUCUAA
This is a messenger RNA of Morchella importuna, 3651 nucleotides long. RefSeq lists its product as uncharacterized. The record is from RefSeq and is a predicted model, not a curated record. The transcript has 4 exons. Bases 1 to 3651 code for a protein of 1216 amino acids. Lineage: Eukaryota; Fungi; Ascomycota; Pezizomycetes; Pezizales; Morchellaceae.